Lytechinus variegatus (green sea urchin) is the source of this 1603-nucleotide messenger RNA. RefSeq names its product RING finger protein 24-like. Bases 269 to 625 code for a protein of 118 amino acids. NCBI's taxonomy places the organism in Eukaryota, Metazoa, Echinodermata, Echinoidea, Temnopleuroida, Toxopneustidae. The transcript is spliced from 7 exons. The record is from RefSeq and is a predicted model, not a curated record.
AUCGUACGGUACGGCCUCUGACCGACCCAGAUAGAUACGGAAAGUACGGGUAUUGUGUGCGGACCACCGGGACGCGACCCCGGAUCGGACUCGACGGCGGCGAAGCGUUUGGGGCGAUUGUUGAGUUGAGCAACGGCAAACAUGCCGUGAAGUUUCCCAAUCUGGACCAUAUAACCAACGUUAGAUAGCCUCUUUAGGUCCAUGCUUGAUGAAACUGAACAAGAAGAAUGACAUCUGUACUCUCUCCAUGUGGUGGUAAUAAUAUGAGAUGGAGCUGAGUAUAGAACAACUGUACCCGUUUAUUCUGGUAGCUGUAUUCAUCUUGGCACUUAACAUCCUAUUCUGCUGUUACCUCAUGAAGUUGAGGAGAGAAGGCCAAAUUGAGAUGGGAUAUAGGGAGGUUGGAUACUCCAUGAAGAUGACUAAUGAUACAUGUGCUGUUUGUUUAGAAGAGUUCAAGCAAGGAGAACGAGUAGGACAGUGUCCAUGCAAGCAUAACUUUCAUAUCGGCUGUGUUUCAAGAUGGCUUGACUCACACGAGACCUGUCCUAUAUGCCAGACCAGGGUCAGACAAAAUAGAGUGACAGAGCGCACAAGACUGGUUUCCGUUCCAAUUGAUACAUGAUGUCCAUGUGUCAUUCUGGGUCUAUCAUGCUACCCGUACGACUGUGCAAAGGAAGCCUAAGGUUGGAACAAGUAGAGACAGGUUGAGUACUCUGUUAACAUACUUCCAUUGGUUAUGAAUUAAUGGACUAGCCAGUAAGUCCUUCAACAUUGCAUGAUUAUUGGAUUCUUCUGGAACCUAUUGGACCAUAAUGGCCUUGGACCAGAUGAGAGAUGAGAUCCGUAAUCUGUAAAUAACUUCAUGGAGUGCCUGUAGAUUGUUCGAGCCAUCACAUUGCAGCUGGGUUGAUAAAGCACAAACUUUUAUGGAGUGGUAGUGAAUCAUCAAUCAUGGAGAACCAACUUCUCACAAAUACACCCUGAGGUGAGUGUUCCAUGAAGCCUAAUGCCAAUGAUAUUCACUGACAAAUGUGCUCUGAGCCAACCAAUCAGAUGCAAGGAUUUCAGUAGCUUAUAACAAAUAGUCAGUAAAAUGGCUAUUUGUUGCAUGAAAUGCUCCACACACAGAUGAGUUCUUGAUGAGGCAGAAGAGACCAUGUAUGUUGAAGCCAGGAAAAGGGAUUAAUUUAUCAAUCAUGUACUGUGAACCUUGAAAUGUGAAUUAAGAGGCUUCCCAAUUGGUCAUGUGACUCUCUGUGACCAUUGCGAUCACGUGCCAUAUAUGUAUAUAUAUAUUCACUUAGGGUUGCGGGGCCAAUUGUGAAAGCCAAUUUAGAAUUAUUUGAGUAUAUUUUGUCUAAAUACCAAAGUAAAAAUGUAGACAAAUGUAUAUGAUCUUAUAUGAUUAAAAAAAUAGUUAACCCCUAUAUUUUCAUACUACAAGCUAAAGGUUGUUUAGUUUGUAAAGGUGACACUUUGACUGCACUUUGUCAGCUAGACUGUAAAUGGCUACAUAAUUAUAUUGCAGGUGGUCAUUUUCAAACAAAAGUGGACAUGGGGGUGAAAAUUAAAACUUGCUAGAAAUCAUUAGGCUUCAAUG